AAGCUUUAUCUUUGUCAUUUGUUGUCGAUGAUACUUAUGAUAUCAGGUUCUGGAUAUCAGAUUUUAAUGGAUUUCUAAAGAAAUUAAUUUUAGAUAUGUUCGACAGUCCUUUCUCCAUAUCCAGUAUCCUGGGCCUGCCCUCUAAAAACAGCACAGACGUUGCCGGGGCAACACUGCCUCACUCCCGAUCCCAGCAAGACAGGCACUCCUACAAGAUACCCUACGGUAGCGACUACGGCACCGCCAACAAAACUCUGAUACAGCCUCCAAAAAGGAAAGUCACGACGACAAGCAGCUCGUCGUCCAGUUCUCGGAAGCUGGCGACAACAGACGACAAGAAGACGAAGAGGUUCAGAUCCUCGUUCAGUACGGAGCAGUUGCGGACCAUGGAGGACACGUUUAGACACAGACCUUAUCUCAGCACCGCUCAAGUGGAGGAACUUGCUGGUAACCUCGCCCUGAGCAGUCGCCAAGUUAAGAUAUGGUUCCAGAACAGACGAACCAAGUUGAAGAAACAAGUUACCCCUGUUUCCAUGAACAAUCCCGCCGGAAUGCCUAAAUAUCCCAAUGCCACCGUGUCCCAGUAUCUGUACUAUAUUCAGAGCAGCAAUGCUAACAUCAUGAACACUCUUAACAGAUACAGUGAUAGGAGGUACUGAGCACAUGUCACGUCACAUGUCACGUCACAUGUCACGUCACAUGUCACGUCACAUGUCACGUCACAUGUCACGUCACAUGGCAAUGAAACGAUUAACGGAUUCAUACGAUUUGCAUUAUUUAUCGAUGUUAAUAGAUUGCGAGCGAUUCAGACUUUUUCAGUUUUGAUAAAAGAUACCAGAUUCAUAUGAUAUGAGAGUUACGGCUGUAGUAUCAAAAACUGGAUUUCCGUGAGAAUGUUCCGUAAUUUUUGGAAACAUAUCCUGAAAAUUCAGUUUUCGUUUAUGAUAAUCAUGUUACUGCCGUAUCUUUCAUUUUGUUGUCAAUGAAGUAUAAUUGUAAAUCUGAUUUGAUGCUAAUGGUAUGCUUAUAUCCAGGCAUAUUGAACGACACACUUCUUGUGCCCUUCAAUUUGUCAUUCAGUCAUUUGCUUGACUUGAAUGAUACAGACUUUUAAUAGCAACUGAUAUAGACUUUUAAUAGCAUUCCAUCAAUAAAUCGUUAGUCCAAGUCUAGAUAAUGCGUAUUGACAGUAAUUAUAAACUUGGUAUAAAGUUUCUAAUAGUAGCUAUUUGCAAACAUUGCAAUACAGAGAUCGUGAUAUUAUGAUGAUCGUGAUGGUAAUGUGAUUAUGUUGCGGUGGAGGAUUGAUAUACUCUUCAAGUAUACCGUGUCUGAUUGGAAGCACCCGUCAAACCUUUUUGAAAUUAAGUUUUGAGAUGUUAGUGAAUUAGGAAUAGUGAAUGAUUUUUAGAGAACAAUAAUUCUGUAUUUAAGUAUGAGUGUCUCUGAAAGAGCUGUUACAGAUUACAAAUUACCGUAUUUCCUUAAACUUUGUACAGAAUUAUCACA
Messenger RNA from Bolinopsis microptera, 1509 nucleotides. Its product is annotated as homeobox protein MOX-1-like. Gene Ontology annotation, molecular function: DNA-binding transcription factor activity, RNA polymerase II-specific; RNA polymerase II cis-regulatory region sequence-specific DNA binding. Gene Ontology annotation, cellular component: nucleus. The transcript is spliced from 2 exons. The record is from RefSeq and is a predicted model, not a curated record. Gene Ontology annotation, biological process: cell differentiation; regulation of transcription by RNA polymerase II. Lineage: Eukaryota; Metazoa; Ctenophora; Tentaculata; Lobata; Bolinopsidae. The coding region runs from base 96 to 659 and encodes 187 amino acids.